This is a messenger RNA of Mytilinidion resinicola, 1961 nucleotides long. RefSeq names its product MFS general substrate transporter. The record is from RefSeq and is a predicted model, not a curated record. The transcript has 3 exons. Bases 13 to 1863 code for a protein of 616 amino acids. NCBI's taxonomy places the organism in Eukaryota, Fungi, Ascomycota, Dothideomycetes, Mytilinidiales, Mytilinidiaceae. Gene Ontology annotation, biological process: amino acid transmembrane export from vacuole.
CAUCUACAUUUCAUGUCUUUCAGCGAGGAUGCAAGGCCACUGCGGCCAGCGCGGUAUGAAGGAGAAGAUACCAGCGUAACAAGCAAGGUUGAGUUGCGCGGAUGGUACACGUACGCAGUCGCCGCUGAGGUCUUUGCGGUUUGCGGCACCGGCUCAUUCCUUCCGGUCACAAUGGAGCAGCUUGCUCGAGAGGGAGGAGUGCUUUGGUCCGAUCGCAAUUCGUCUUGCGUCUCUAAGGCCUCCGAUAGCAAUGCUGCGGGUACACCUUCAAGAAUUGCUGCGCGAGAUUCGACCAACCAAUGCGUUGUCACUAUUCUUGGAUCAGAAGUUACGUCGUCCAGCUUUGUCAUGUAUACUUUCUCCAUUGCCGUGCUAGUGCAAGCGAUUGCAAUGAUAUCCUUCAGCUCAUUUGCAGAUCAUGGCCCGUAUCGUAAGAGGAUGCUCCUCGCAUUUGGUUUCACCGGCGGCGUUACAAGCAUGUUAUUUCUAUUCAUGACCUCCAACACCCUGGUCCUAGCGUCUUUCCUGGUCGUGAUAGGCAUUACCUGCCUCGGGUCCUCGUUUACAUUACUCAACUCCUUUCUACCGCUUCUCGCCUCCAAUCAUCCUCUCGUGAGAGGUCGAAGGUCAUCGGAUGUAGCCUUGGAUUCAUUACCUUCGAAUGGAAGCCGGUCACGGUCCGGGGGCCGCCUUGGAGGGCCACGCAGGUCGGUUUCGAACGAAAGCAGCGCCUACUCUACGAAGAAAGCAUCCUUAGAACUUCAGCUCUCUGGUCAGAUCUCCUCCAAGGGCGUAGGAAUCGGCUAUAUUGCCGCCGUUUUUGUUCAAUGUCUCAGUAUCGGGCUUCUUUUUGGACUAUCGAAGACGUCUCUCGCUGCCUCUUCAACUACCAUACUUCUUAGAAUGGUCUUGUUUUUGGUAGGGGCUUGGUGGGUUGGAUUCACUAUUCCGACAGCAUACUGGCUUCGCUCGCGUCCUGGUCCACCUCUGGAGGCCGCUGUGGCUGGACGCGGAGUAGUUGGCCGAUCGACCUUCGCAUAUGUAGGAUUCGCCUGGAUGUCUGUUUGGAGGACCUUCCGAGAGGCUAUCAGGCUGCGGCAGGUACUCUUGUUUCUCAUCGCAUGGUUUCUUCUUUCUGACGCGGUGGCCACCGUGUCCGCCACGGCCAUUCUAUUCGCAAGGACUGAGCUACAUAUGAGCACUGUGGAGGUAGCCAUACUCUCGAUUACUUCAACCUCAUCCGGCAUCCUUGGUGCGUUCAGUUGGCCAAAGCUAUCCCGAAGAUUUGGGCUCCAAACAAAUCACACCAUCAUCGCUUGCACUAUUCUCAUGGAGAUUAUUCCCCUCUACGGGCUUUCAGGAUACCUUUCCUUCAUCCAGAAGUUGGGAGUCGGGGGCUUUCAGAAUUCAUGGGAGAUUUUUCCUCUCGGGGUUAUACAUGGGUUCGUCAUGGGCGGACUGUCAUCCUACUGUCGGUCUUUCUUCGGUCUUCUCAUCCCGCCGGGCAGAGAGGCAGCUUUCUACGCUCUCUAUGCAGUCACCGAUAAGGGCAGUUCCGCGGUCGGCCCCGCGGUUGUAGGGAAGAUCGUAGACUCAUUUGGCACCAUCCGUCCAGCUUUCGUCUUCUUGGCAAUUUUGGUUCUUCUUCCAAGUCCACUAAUAUGGAUGAUUGAUGUAGAGAAGGGUCGGUCUGAUGCUAUGAAGUCUUCAAGAGUGAACAAGAGCCAAAGCGGCGACUACAGCGGUUUGCAAAGUGAUGUGGACGAAUGGGAAUUGUCCGAUGUCGAUUCGAAGGAUGAAGACGAUGACGACACUUACGAAGGUGAAUCUCAAGAAGCAGCACGAUUGAUGAAGCGAAGUUAGCCAUUGGAUACCUCGACUUGAUUUGCGUAGUUCGCUGGUCUCCACUGUGUAUAUAGCAUGAAUCCCGAAUGACACCUUCGACGCUUUCACUUCUGAGG